This is a messenger RNA of Carassius auratus (goldfish), 4645 nucleotides long. Its product is annotated as sperm-specific antigen 2 homolog. NCBI's taxonomy places the organism in Eukaryota, Metazoa, Chordata, Actinopteri, Cypriniformes, Cyprinidae. The coding region runs from base 339 to 4109 and encodes 1256 amino acids. The record is from RefSeq and is a predicted model, not a curated record. The transcript has 17 exons. Gene Ontology annotation, molecular function: signaling receptor binding.
AAUCAAAUGCUCCUAGUGUAAAUUCCACCCAGAUGCAGGGUGUUUGAGCAUCAACGCCACACACUAGGUCAAUAAAAAUACCUCGUGCUCGUCCUAUUCCCAAUUCCUGCUCAUUAGAACACACACGAGACCGACAUCCUCCUGUAGCCUGACAGGAAAUGUAAGUGUCUUUAUUGCUGAGAGUUUGCUGGAUAUCCGGAGCUAGAGAGAUUUCGGUGCUGGUGCUGCUGCUGGUGUUGUGAAACAUGGCCAGCGCGCGGCAGAGCGCGAGCUAUUCUUAGCCUCGUUUUACGUGGUGUGUGUUUUUUCUCACGCCGUUCGGAUCUCCAGGUGUCUGGAUGAAAGUGGCAGGGGAUUUCGAAGGCAGCGUUUUGACUCCUCUCGGGGCCUCUUUGGAUGAACAAAGUGGCACUCCGUCCAGAGGACCAUUGAAGAAUGGCUGUAGCUUUGAAGAUGACCUGUCCCUGGGAGCUGAGGCCAAUCACCUCCAGAAGAGCAGCACAAAAAUGGUGGCCAAUGGCUAUGAAAUCGCAGCCGAGGCAAAAAGGAGCCAGUUCAAGCAGAAGGGCAGAAGUAUGAACUCCACAGGCUCUGGAAAGAGCAGCACCACUGUGUCCAGCGUGUCAGAACUUCUGGACCUGUAUGAGGAGGAUCCAGAGCAGAUCUUGUACAACCUCGGCUUUGGGCGUGAGGAGCCUGACAUCGCCUCAAAAAUCCCUUCUCGUUUCUUCAACUCCUCUUCUGGCGCCAAGGGCAUUGAUAUCAAAGUUUACCUGGGAGCCCAGAUUCAGCGCAUGGAGCUGGAGAACCCAAACUAUGCCCUGACAAGUCGGUUCCGUCAAACAGAAGUUCUGGCCACGGUGGCAAACGUCUUCUCUGAGAUCUACUCCCAAGUGUCUGGAAGACCCAUGGAGAAAAUCGGCAGUUGCGACAUGGAGACUAAACCCCCCACUCCAUUAAAAAGGAAUAAUUCCGCUCUAAAUGUAGCCAAGAUCCUAAAACGGAACAUUACGAAACAGAACCUGUUGGCCUCUGCCAUGGAAGGAGCAGCCAAACAGCUUUCAGCGCCUGACUCUGACAACACAGAAGGUGCAAUCUCUGACGCACGGGCCGGACUCAUGGAUACCGAGCACAAACCACAGCAGAAAGGCUUUAGGAAAAAAGAUUCAUCUCUGGCCACAGUGACUGAAGAGGCCCAGCAAAGUAUCUCAGAGGCUUCAGUCAAUGGAGACCUCCCAGAACCUUUGCUCAAGGACUCUACGUUAAUGAAUGGUGACCACUCCACUGAGACACCAGCUCUGGAUAAACACAUGCCACAUUCCCCCGUCCAGGUGAACAUCAGUCGGGUGUCCGACGAGAGUGACUUCAAGAAACCUGAGAGCCAGGAGACCAUCACUUCCACCCCAGAUAAAGAAGCGUCCAACCUGUUGCCCAACCCACACAUAGCCCACCUGCUCAGCCAGCCCAGAGACUCGUUUGAAAUGGAGGAGUUGCAGAGUAAUGAGGAUGAAGCUCUUCCUGGUCCUGGUGGCAUGUCUCGAGCUGGCAGCGAGAGGUUAUUGAGGACUGCCAGCCAGCAGUCUGACAGCAGCGGGUUUGCUGAGGACCCAUCCACAGACGGUUCGGGUAAUCACCUGAAGGUACAGGAAAGCUCAGAUAGCUGUGACAGCGAAAACACAGUGACAUCACAUGCAGGAGAAGUCAGAACACCCAUAUCAUUGGAGUACCCCAACUUUGAGAGGUUACAGUGUGAGGAAGCCCAUCCUCAGUCCAACAAAGGGACAUUUAGCCAGAGUAGAGCCAACCGAGAAGUCCCUGAGAUCACCAGUCUCCAGAUUCCCAGUUCAGACUCUGACAAUAUUAGCACCAAUGGACCACCCCUUUCUCCUGACUCUGAUAGGGCUUCCAUAGUUGAAUGCAAUUUCACCACAGCACAAAAACCCACCGGAGACUCUCCAGAAGUGGAUUUGAGUACGAUGGUAGAUCCUGCAACAGAUUCCAUCUUGGAUGUAGCUCAUGAAGGCAACCUAUCCCAGCCUGAUUUAGGCAUAGAUCUCGACUCUGAGGAUUUACAUCCAUCCUCCGGACCAGAGUCUUCAGAUCUUCCAGAGUCUUCGGAUCUUAAGCAAUGCCACCCUACAACUCAAAGAAGACAAAUGGCCCUCCAAACAGCCCAUCAAAGGUCAUCCUCUGUGGACGAGGAACGUCCCGGCCGAGUAUGGGUGAGGGACAGGAACUUGCUGAGGGAAAGCUUGGAGAGGAAUCCUUUAAGGAGAUCUAGCUCCCUCCCAACACCUCCGCUCAGCCCAGCUCGAGUGGUCACCUCCAUGCGAAUCCAACUCGGAAAGGGUUCGGUCAAGCAUUGUACCCCACCCUCAUACUCGUACCGCUACGAUGGAGAGAAUCGCAGUGACCGAGAAGAAGGGGAUUCCAUUAUGGAAGAAGAUGAAGUGGAUCAUGAUGGUGGCCAAUCAGUUCUCUUAAAUCCUGCUCCAGCAGGUGGUUUAAAGACAGGCAGGGAAACACCACCACACCUUCUCAAUGUACCCCAGCAUCUGACUCGCUCUUCCAGCUCGCUUUAUAGUGUCCCUGCAGACUGGCUUCAGAAGCCCUUGGGAGAAGGUCCAAACUGGAGCACAAGUAGCGUCCCAAACCUUAGUCAAUUUACAGGUCCGGGCCACCUUCCUCCUCAUGGGGCCUUCUACUCUCCACAUCAAGGAGUGGCCUCCAACUCCUCAUACCCUACCAGACUUCCCCACCACAAUCCCUUCCCACAACCACAGAGCUCACCUCAUCCUCAACCUCUUCAGAGCAAUACAUUUACUCCACCACAGGGGGCGCCAUUUACACCCCAGCACAGUAUGCAUUAUGCUCAUCCUCACAGUGUGCCUUACAGCCCGUUCUACUCACCUUAUCACGUUCCUCAGGGAGCUCCCUACGGCCCCUCGUUGAACAUGCAGGGCAACCUGUAUCAACCUCACGUCCCUCUCGCGCAAUCCCACAGCGCCCCCUACAGUCUGGGCUUCAAUUGUUAUCCUCAUCACUCUGGCGCCGCCUACAGUCAUCCAUAUUAUCCAUCUCCCCCCUUCCCUUACUCAUUUGAGACACCACCUGCCCCAGCACCUGCAAUGGGCAGCACAGAGAUGCAGCUCAGGAGGGUCCUGCAUGACAUUCGUGGGACAAUGCAGAAUCUUGGUCAGAGCUCAUCUGUGCACGGAGGACACACACCCACUGACAGGAUCAGUACACCACGCUCUGUCCAACUGCUUUAUGAGGAGCUCCAGAUGCGGCGCAGGAGUCUGAAUGUCUUCCGGACUCAGAUGAUGGAUCUGGAGCUGGCUCUCAUUAGACAGCAGUCAAUGGUCUUCCAGCAUCUUAGCCCAGACGAGAGGCGGGAUGCAGAACAACUUCAAUCACUGCGGACUGCAGUCAGGCAGGAGCUGCAGGACUUGGAGCUGCAGUUGGAAGAUCGUCUGCUGUCCCUGAAUGAACAGAUGCGCAGCAGCUCGCAGCACAGCAACCUCUACCGACAACACAUGGGCAUGCACAGAGGUCCCAGCAUGGACAGCCUGUCUAAUUCUUCAGCACUGCGGGCCAUGGAGCCGGUGUCGGACCUCCUGAAGGAGCAAUUGUACCUUCAGUCUGAACUGGGAUAUGAUGAUGUCACACCCAGUUCUGGCCGCUCAUCGAGGGCGUCCAGCCCUGGAAGACUCAACCAGACGCUCGAGUCUUGCUUUUCUUCCCCGCAGAGAGGCAGCGUUUAUCGGGCCACCCUUAAUCUCACCCCCACCGUCCCUCCACGGCCUGGAAUGGAGGUUGCUCGGCCCGUUUCUCCAGAGAGGAUGGAGGAGAGCGUGACACCUACUUCAUUGGAGUUGAACAGAGAUGAGGACGAGAUGUCACUGGAUGGUCGCAGGAGCAGGACGACAGAUGUGUGCACUCCCACUGAAUGGAGGAGUAGAGGUGGAGGGAAUGGUGACCUGCAACAUCUCAUACAGGAGAUUAAAGAAAGUAUUGCACAUGAAAUCAGGCAGGAGAUUGUGAACGAGCUUCUGGCUGCUGUGUCACCACAUAGAUCUCCUCUCCCAGCCAGGAAGCCCCCUGUGUAAGAAUCAUAACGGAGAAUGGAGGUGAAGAAGUAAAUCCUGUGAAAUAGUCACAAUGAACACUGGUUAAAGCUCUGCACUGAGAACGGCCCAGCACCUCUCUCUGCUUCGGUCUGUAAAGCCCUUCCAGACUCGAUUGCUUCUGGACUUUAAAGCUGCAGAGAAUCUGCUCGUGCGUUUGAGUCCAGAUUCCACGUUUGCAGUGGUUGAGAUCUUCCACUGUCCGAAUCCACAAAGGGCAUACAGCUUAUUGUGAUAUCCGUCUGGUACAUAUUACUGCAAUGUAAUGAAUCUAUUGGGAUGUAUUCAAGUAUGUGAUGCAGGUCUUAUUGGAUGUUUGCAGCAGUUGAAAAGAUUUGUGGGAGACUAAGGUUUUCUGUGCAAGUGUGUCUUUGUCUAGGACAAAAAUGUCUACUGUAAUCAGACUUGUUUUCUAAUUCAGCCUCUGUGAGGAACUAAACUAACUGUGCAAUACAUUUCACUUUUUUCUCUUAAACUUGAACUUAACAGUCACAACUACUGUUCUGCUCAAAUGCACA